GCUCGGUUCAGCCUGACUUUUGUUUCGGGGAGUUGGGACGAGCUGCACGGGCGUAAUUGUAAUUACGCCGCCCUUCCUGCGUGGACAUCUCGCUCCGGCCGCCCAGGGAAAAGCGAGCUUAAUGGACUCUGGAAGGGGUGGUGGUAGGUGGAAUCUGCAGCACGUGAAGAGUUGCCGGUUGUUUAUGAGAUUAAAAAAAAAAAAACCAAAACCCAAAUUUGUAAUGGCUGAAGGGUAAAGUCUUGAACAUUAAGAACGCUGAGUUAAUAAUACUGAUUCCGAAGAGGCAGACAGUUUAGUUUCGUGGAAAUGGAGCAAAUUCCGAAGCUACCUGUUUUCCACUCUUCUGUUUCCCCUCCAACUCCUUCCUUGCAGGAUAGAGAAAGAGCCGGGUAAUCUUUCGCGGUGGAAUGAUUACAUAAUUGGAGGAGAGGCCGGUCAUCCUAUGAUGAGGCUUUUGCUAUGGCUAAUGACCCCUUGGAAGGCUUCCAUGAAGUAAACCUUGCCUCACCUACUUCUCCGGACCUCCUUGGUGUGUAUGAACCGGGAACUCAGGAGCAGACUACCUCACCCAGUGUUAUCUACCGGCCCCACCCCUCAGCGCUAUGCCCCGCCCCUAUCCAGGCCAACACCUUAGAUGUUUCCGACCUGCCUACGCAACCUGUCUAUUCAUCCCCGAGACGUUUAAAUUGUGCUGAAAUAUCCGGUAUCAGCAUCCAUGUUACAGACCCAGCACCUUGUUCUACCUCUGGAGUCACAGCUGGGUUAACGAAAUUUACCACCAGAAAGGACAACUGUAAGGCAGAGAGGGAGUUUUUACAGGGUGCUACGGUAACCGAGGCUUGUGAGAGCAGUGAUGAUAUCUUUGGGCUGAGUACUGAUAGUCUGUCCCGCUUACGAAGCCCAUCUGUUUUGGAAGUCCGAGAAAAGGGCUACGAAAGAUUAAAAGAAGAACUUGCAAAAGCUCAGAGGGAACUGAAGUUAAAAGAUGAAGAGUGUGAGAGGCUUUCUAAAGUACGAGAUCAACUUGGACAGGAAUUGGAGGAACUCACAGCUAGUCUGUUUGAGGAAGCUCAUAAGAUGGUGAGAGAAGCAAAUGUCAAGCAGGCAACAGCAGAAAAACAGCUAAAAGAAGCACAAGGAAAAAUUGAUGUCCUUCAAGCCGAAGUAGCUGCAUUGAAGACGCUUGUAUUGUCCACUUCUCCAACAUCACCUACGCAGGAGCCUCUGCCGGGCGGAAAGGCACACUUUAAAAAGGGGCAUACGAGGAAUAAAAGUACGAGCAGCGCCAUGAGUGGCAGCCACCAGGACCUCAGUGUGAUUCAGCCAAUUGUAAAGGACUGCAAAGAGGCUGACUUAUCUCUGUAUAAUGAAUUCAGAUCUUGGAAGGAUGAGCCCACAAUGGACAGAACAUGUCCUUUCUUAGACAAAAUCUAUCAGGAAGAUAUCUUUCCGUGUUUAACCUUCUCAAAAAGUGAGUUGGCUUCAGCUGUUCUGGAGGCUGUGGAAAACAACACUCUAAGCAUCGAACCAGUGGGGUUACAACCUAUUCGAUUUGUGAAGGCAUCUGCAGUCGAAUGUGGAGGACCAAAAAAAUGUGCUCUCACAGGUCAGAGUAAGUCCUGUAAACACAGAAUUAAAUUAGGGGACUCAAGCAACUAUUAUUAUAUUUCUCCUUUUUGCAGAUACAGGAUCACUUCUGUAUGUAACUUUUUCACAUACAUUCGAUAUAUUCAGCAGGGACUCGUGAAACAGCAGGAUGUUGAUCAGAUGUUCUGGGAAGUGAUGCAGUUGAGAAAAGAGAUGUCAUUGGCAAAGCUGGGAUAUUUCAAAGAAGAACUCUGAUGCUCUGCCUGGGACCGUGCAUGAACCUCCCUGAAUACCUGGAAAACGGCUGGAUAUUUUUAUGGUUACCUGAUAUUUAUUUCCAAGGAGUGGGUCCAAGACUUUUUCCCUCUUUUGCAAAUUACACUAAGAAGUACUGUGAUUUCUUUUAAACUGACCUAUGCUGUGUUUGCUUAUUCUUUAGUAGAACACAUUAUAAAGAAUUACAGGUGUACUAGUGAUUGUAAUUUAUAGUUGCAAAAAAAGCUAAAUAAAUAAAUGUUAGGUUGA
Molecule: messenger RNA, 2115 nt
Organism: Camelus dromedarius (Arabian camel)
Lineage: Eukaryota; Metazoa; Chordata; Mammalia; Artiodactyla; Camelidae
Gene: RAB3IP
Product: RAB3A interacting protein
Exons: 11
Coding region: 463-1845 (460 amino acids)
Biological process (GO): exocytosis
Cellular component (GO): Golgi to plasma membrane transport vesicle
Molecular function (GO): guanyl-nucleotide exchange factor activity
Source: RefSeq, a predicted model, not a curated record